Papaver somniferum (opium poppy) is the source of this 1632-nucleotide messenger RNA. Its product is annotated as phosphoglycerate kinase, cytosolic-like. The record is from RefSeq and is a predicted model, not a curated record. The transcript is spliced from 9 exons. Gene Ontology annotation, molecular function: ADP binding; ATP binding; phosphoglycerate kinase activity. Bases 664 to 1440 code for a protein of 258 amino acids. NCBI's taxonomy places the organism in Eukaryota, Viridiplantae, Streptophyta, Magnoliopsida, Ranunculales, Papaveraceae. Gene Ontology annotation, cellular component: cytosol. Gene Ontology annotation, biological process: gluconeogenesis; glycolytic process.
CUCGCGAGGGAAGAAGAAGACGCUGUAAGAAUUUGAACUUUCAUCCAUUGUUAACCGUCUUCUUUGGGAACCCUAAACGUUUCGAAAGGAGAGCAAGAGAUGAGUCAGCAUUUGAAGUUAGCUAAAAGCUCAAUUUUCUUACACGAUGCCAAUCUAUAUAAAUGUCCACUUCUGGUCAGACCGUGCUUUUAUUAUUGGCAUAACACUGUUAAUCAGCGAUAUCAAGUUAUUAGAUCUUCAGUAGAAGUUAAUUGUCCUGGCUUUUGAUAAAGAGGAUGUUAUACGACAAGAGAUUCUACGAAAACAACUUAUUACGAGGCGGAAGUUUGGGAUGGAGAACAACUUAAUACCUGUCCACAUGUACAAACGCUUAGACAAUUUUCAAGGGAAUUGCUUUCUGGAAAAAUUGUGAUGGUUCGAUUCGACUCCACUCCUUUCCUUUGAGAAACACUGGACUAUAACACCCCAUUAAUCAAAAGUGCCCUAUUUAGUAUCAAGUAUUUGUUACACCAUGGUGCUAAAGUCCUUAUAGUUAGUGAUUGGGGUCGACCUAAGGACUCAACACAGCUUCUCUCAGCUGAGAUUGUUGCAGAUAAACUAUCAUCAGCUCUCCAACUAAAAGUGGUGCCGGCAAAUUGGGUUUCUGUCAACUCACAGUUUAAGAUGGAAGAGGUUGAGAAAUCAGAUGUUCUUCUUUUUGAGAAUCUCUCGAAGUUUAAGGAGGAACGUGCGAAUUCUUCAAUGUUUGCUGAAAAAUUAUCAUCAGGAGUGGAUAUCUUCGUUAACGACACUUUUUCCCAAUCACAUAAGGUGCUAGCAUCAACCAAUGGUGUUUCUCGCUAUUGGUAUGCUUCUAUUGCUGGUUUUUGUUUCGAGAAGCAACUAGAGGAACUGGUGGAGGUGACGAGGCCCAAGCAACCGCAUUUUGCAAUUAUCGGAGGGGGGAAUCUCCAUGAUAAAGUAAAAGCCUUGGAAUUUUUAGCUUCUAAAUGUGAUGGCUUGGUUUUUGUCGGAAUGAUGGCAUUUCAAAUAAUGCAUGGCCUAGGACUGCCAGUGCGUUUGAAUUUUGUGGAGCUGUCUGCUGUUGGGUCUUCCUUAAAGAUAAUUCAAAUUGCACGUGGAAGGAAUAUACCUAUUCCGCUACCAAAAGACUUUUGGUGCACUAAUAUGUGCAAUCGAGACGAAUUGCGUACAUUUCCUGCCACCAACAUCUUGGAUGGUUGGGAACCUGUUGAUCUUGGGCCAGUUUCAUUGGAUGAGAUAUCCUCACUCCUUACAAACUGCAAGACGAUUUCGUCUUCUAAAAAUGAUAUACUUCAAAGCCUUCCAAAAUUAGACUUGAGGAACAACAGUAUCCUACUUUCAGGAGUUGAUGUGAUUAAUGGCAUACGUGCCUGGUGUCUUUUUUCGUUAUUCAAGCUCAAUAAGAAGAUUCUGUGAAUUGGCCCAGUAAGGUUUAUGCUGUCAAGACCAGACACUCAUGGAGCAUCUAAGUUGGCGACAAUGGUUGAAACAUCAAGUAGACGUGGUUGUGAUGUAACUGUUGGAAAUGCUGCAUGCAAAGCAAUAGCAGAGACGUCAAGUGCGCUAUCCCUUUAUAGUUUGCAUGAGAACUCUUCAGUUGUAUGGGAA